This is a messenger RNA of Prunus armeniaca (apricot), 336 nucleotides long. Lineage: Eukaryota; Viridiplantae; Streptophyta; Magnoliopsida; Rosales; Rosaceae. The record is from the annotation of a GenBank genome assembly.
AUGUCUGUCAGCAAUAUUUCAUUCAGAAGAACAGUUAAUGAUCACACUCUUAAUGGUGGUGUCCAUGCUUCUAAUGAGGGGGAUGUAGAUAAUGGAGUUGAGGGUGACGGACAUGAAGAUGGUGAUAGUGAAGUUGAAGGUGGUGAAGUUGAAGGUAAAGAUGGUGAAGUUGAAGGUGAACAUAUUGCAACAGAGGAUGGUGAUGAGGAUGAAAUUGACAGUGACUUUGUUGACAACGAUUAUAGUCUAGAUGAGGAUGAGAAUGAGAACAUUGGGAUAGGAGAUGAUGUUUAUGAUCCAUUGGCUGCAACAACUAAAAUAGGACACCGUGAAUAA